This is a messenger RNA of Xyrichtys novacula (pearly razorfish), 5178 nucleotides long. NCBI's taxonomy places the organism in Eukaryota, Metazoa, Chordata, Actinopteri, Labriformes, Labridae. The record is from the annotation of a GenBank genome assembly.
GAUGUACUCUUUUCCUGAAACAGCCUCACAGUCAACUCUUGAUGGUUACUCAGUGCUGUCAAACGAAAACUCAGACCGUUUCAAUGUUUUUUAAUUAACUUUUAUCGUAUUCAUGAAUUUUGCGUUGUUUUCUGUGUUGGCAUGUUUGUCGAUAGGUUAUGGUUCAAUCAGCGAGGGUAAGUUUUAUCGUUGAAAUUGUGCUUCUCAAAAAUAUAAGUGAGGUUCUACUAUUAACUAAACUCCGAUUUUGAAAAAGGUAUGAAAAUGUAGGAACAGAUUUUGAUGGUUUGGAAAUAAUGUAAACCCUAUAUUUGAUUUAAAAAAUAUUUGAUUAAAAAUGAAAUAUUGUGCUCCAAAUGUUUUCAGUGGGUGAUAAGUCAGGACUGCAGACAGGCCAUUUUAUCAGCAGGACUCUUCUACUACAGAGCCAUGCUGUUGUAAUCCCUGCAGAAUGUGGUUUCUCUUUGUCUUGCUGAAAUAUGAAGGUCUUCCAUGAAAAAGGCAUUGUCUGGGUAGCAGCAGAUGUGGUUGCUCCUAAACCUGUAUGUAUUGUUCAGGAUUAAUGGAUCCUUCACAGAUGUGUAAGCUGCCAAUGUCAUGGACACUAAUGAUCCCCGAACUAUCAGGGAUACUGGCUUUAAACUGACAGCUAAUAACAAGUUAGGUGUUCCCUCUUCACUUUAGAAGAGGGGAUGCAGCUCUCAUGGUUUCAACAAGAAUGUCAGACAUUGAAUCAUUAGCCCACAUGACAGUUUUCCAGGUUCCCUCAAAGUCCAUCUUAAACAGGCUCAGGUCCAGAGAAGUCUCUGAUGUUUUAUUUUAUUCUACAUAACCGUUAGAGCCAUUUGUGCACUACUGAUAAUUUGACAUAUAAUUAAUAAUUUUUGUUAUUUAUCCUGAUUAGAAUUCUGAGAGACUGAACAUUUGUAUAGUUUUAUUUUAAAGUUCAAUUGAAGCCAAUUACUACUGCAGCUCUCCUAUUGGAGGAGACAUGUAAUAUGAGACCUGUGGGUUUUUCUUGGGUAAUUAGAUAUCUUUAUAUUAUCUAUUCUUUAUUAGAGCACAGAAGAAACAACAGAAGUAGUGUAACAUUAUGUUGUAAUUAUGAUUUUCUGCUCGUCCAAUAGAGUGUUUUUAAUGAGUUGUAACCCACACUUUUUUGCAGUUGAGGACAAAGAGAAACAGUGUGAUGUCCUGAAGCAGCUGCUUGAAUCCUCGGCUGUGUCAGUGGAGCUCAAGAAAGAUGGUUUUCACAGGUGUGUUUAAAAAAUGAAUUGAUAAUCAUCUUUAAGGCUCACUGAGAGAAACAAGUCGCUGAUUUGUGGCGUGUUUUUAGGGAGCUGGUGACCUCUGUUGAGCUCAGGUCUGAUGAUCUCAGAGGGGUCAGAGUUCUGCUGGUUCACAGAUGGCCCAGUGGAGUCUAUGUGGAUCCAUUCGAGCUCUCAUCUCUGCACGAUCAGAGAGACUGGCAGGCAAGGAUGACACAGAAUUGUGCAUAUAUUUCAAACAACAGCCUUUAGUUCUACUCCUCUUCAUGUUUUGAUUUCUCAUGUUUUUACCACUUUCAGAUAUUACUAGAUUCAGCCAUUGACCUGGAGCUACCUGCUCACAAGACAUAUGGAUUUGUCACUUAUGUGUUUCUGACUCCUAAUGGACCAUCUCCUAGACGACUGACUGUUACAAUCCCCAUUCAUGCUCGAUACCACAAGUCAUCUUUUGAUGGGAAAUCAUCCACAGCAGUAGAAAUAAAACCUCCAGAGCUGCUGCUGAGAACUGAAAAAUGUAAGUGGAUGAAUUUUUUUUCAGAGUUUACAAAGUUUAGUUAGUAACUUGAUGCAACUAUUAUCAAAACAUAAGCUCAUCACUCCAUCCUGGAGAAAGUCAUCUUGAACACAGAAAAGCAGAAUUAAAACGGUUUGUAUUCAUUCAUUUGCUUCUACAAUAAAUCCAUGCUCUGAUGAGGGCCACCCAUAGACUGUAUAUAAGAUGGACAACCUGGUUCAGCCUUCCGCCUGUAUACAGAUUUGAAGCCAAAAAGCUCUCGGUAAUUCCGGGUUUUUCUCCACUUCCUUGAAACCAGAGCUGUGCAGUAGCGUUGUGCGCAUUUGGCCGCGCAGUUGCCGAGAGUCCCUGUGAUGACGCUCGGCUCAAACAGCGUAUCCCCUGGGAGAGCUACGCAAUCCCUGAAGGCCCAUAGGCUGUACCAGGUGUCAAUCAUAGAAAACAUGAACCCCUAAUAACUUUUAAAAAUGGAGCUGUACAGAAAAAAAAGGACUUGGGCACAAACCAGUCUUACAAUAACUACAUGUUAACAUCACAAACAGGGGGGAGAAAAAUUUAUGUUCUGUGUAAUAAAUUUCUAAAGUUUGUCCACAGCCCCAUAAGCUUUGCUGACGGAGGCGGGAUUUAUGACCUAUACUGCAGCCCGUCACCAGAGGGUGCUGUUCUCUGAGUGGCUUCACCCAGCGAGGAGGCAGACUCUGUCCAUCUUAAAUACAGUCUAUGGGGCCACCUCAGUGCGUCAUGAUGUUCAUGGGAAAUGCAGUCUUUAUACUGAAAAAAAAAAGGAUUAACAAAAGAUUAAUUUUCAGCGCCUAUAUAUCCAUGAAAAUAGUGAAAGUACAGUGUCAAAAAAUUACUGAAAUUUAGUGUAAUGGAGUUUUCUGCUUUUAAAGUAUAAUGUGCGCAGAGUGAAAAGGAAAAGUUUUUUUUAGCUCUAGACAGGUCUAAUGUCAGCUAGGAGAUAAUUCAGGUCUGUGCUGCAUGAUAACAAAACAGCAUCACUGUGUUUUGUUUUAGGAUGAUAAGUAAGUGUGCCCCAAAUGUUCUCAGGCCCUUGAUGCUUCAAAUGUCUCAGAUAUUCAUAAGUGCAUUUAGACACUGAUUCACAGAAAGACCUAAACACAAGUAUAGAGAAUCUGAAAUGAAUCCAGUGUGACAGGUAGCAAGUGUAAGAACUACAGCAGGAGUAAUAGGGCACCAAAACGUCAAACCACUUGCAAUCAACAGACAGGGGGUGGAGCAAGUGUUCUGUUUCAAAUUUCCAUGUGUAUAUAAUGGGCAGAUGGCACCACAGUUAUUAUCAGCAAAGCCCAGCAGAGACUAGACUUUUCUUAAACAGCUAAAAACAAAAAAUGCAAACUGUCUCCUGGAGGCUUGAUCUGUCAUUGAAUCUUCACUCACCUUUUUAAUAACAGUCUUGUUUAACAGCAUCACAACCCAAGAACAGAAGCAGCUGGGAAGGAUUGUGCACUUGGCAACAUAACUUAAUGGUGUCAGUCUGCCUGUGCUUCAUGAAAUUUAUGAAUCAGGGUUGGCAAAAGUGUCUCAAAGGUCUUAAGGGGUGCUUUGCACCAUGUUAAUCGUUGCUUGAAUCUGCUCUCAGGGAAAACCCAAAGACAAAGACAGACAGAUUUUGAAACAAUACAUGUAUCUCAGCAUUUAGUAUCUUUCAUAAAUUUUAUACUUGAUUUUAAGUUUCAGUUAUUCUUUACACUUUCUACACUUUCAUGCUUUUGUUUCUUUUGAUACAUGUGUGCAGUAAAUACUUUCUGUCUUUACUCAAGUUGUAGGUUUUUUUGUAUGUAUUUGUAUGUCAUAUUUUAUGAAGAGCACAUUGAGAUAAGUUCCAAUCAACUGUUUGAGUUGAUGUGGCAAUAAAGCUUUGAAUGAAUUAAAUAAUUAUUAACUUAUUUACAUUUUUCAGGCACACAGCUGGACAGUUUACAGUCUUACACUGUUAUGGAGGCUCCCUGCACAUCAGACAAUUCCAGCACAUGUGCGUGGGCUAAGAUUCAUCAGCAGCAGGUGGUUCUUUAUACAAAUUCAUGUUUUUCUGGAUAAAACAUGCUAACUUUCUACCUCACUUAUAUUUAUCUUUUUCUUGUAUCCUGCAGGCCCAAACCUCUCUGACUUUACAGAUUCCAGUUGGUGAUGGGUCUCGGGUGAUUCUUGUAUCUGCAGGAACUCUUUUGGUCACGAUGAUCUGCUGUGUGGGACUGUCCAGAUUCAUGUGGAAACAUCGGAUCAAACAGUGACUGUAAAGAUGUGUUUUUGUUUUUCUUAACUCAGGGUCUUAUAAUAGAAUUAAUUUAACACUGGGUCAAUCUGACAUCUUUCGUGAGGAGUAUUCUGAACAUAACAUCAAAUAAAAGAAAAAAAUAUAGAAAAGGUGAUGUGUUUUCAAAUGACCCAAGACUUAAAGGCAACAAUGACAGGAGCUUCACAGUGAUUCAGGUUAAUCAGUUAGCUUUAUUAUUGUGGUUAGUUAGGCCAGGGCAGUGGUGUACUCUGGCUGUUUGAGGGGCAGCAGCGAGAUAAAUAAAAAGUGCACUUCCUGUAUGUCAUGGGGCACCAGCAUGCAGAAAGUUGUAAUGAAUUGAUCUGCCACCAUUAGAAGAUGAAGGUUCUUCCCUUUCCCGUCUCACUGUUUAAAAAAUUAUGGUGGUCCAUUAUAAGACCACUAGCCACCAAAGAUAACAUUAUAAUAGUACCCUCAGUGAAGCAUUCAUUUAAACAUAUUCAGAUAUAAACAAUAAGGUGAGGGUCUGGGAGGGCUCAUCGAGAAAUUCCUAAUACAAUAAAUAUUUUUACAUAAUUUAGUGAUUAAAAACUGAGUAUAUCUGAGAAAACCAAAAUUAUAGAUACAUGCUACUUCCUAUAUGAAGCUCACAUCUGAGUUAGAUCUGAUCAAUAAUUUUACAUGCUAAUUGCAAAACUGAAAAGUAAUAUGGUUGGCAAGUAAAUUUUUAUCAAAUGACAGAAUAAAGUGAUUUCACACCUCUUUGUGAAAAGGGGUUUCUGGGGUGUAAACCUUGAAUGUCAACCAAACAUACACUGUUUAAAUUAAUCUCAUUGACUGAGUUUAAAAUAACAAAAAGGCACUAAAGCACUAUGAAGAGCUACCAAAGGGCACUUUUUCCAUAUUUUACAUUAAACAGCACCCAUUAUAUAUAAUGGAGAGCAUUCCAGAGAGUAUCAUUUUACAGUUUUCAAUACUGUAAGCAAAACCAGAGGGAAGAUUGUAUGUUUAUCUACAGAAAAAUAUUUAGAUAACAUGUUUUUAACAUUUUAUACACUAGGGGGGCAUCCAGGGGGUACUUUUUUUGAUCUCCUGGCAGGCUACUUAAAGUGCACUUUUUUUUUGCAUUUUAUCCAUUAAAAGAUCAUCAGAAGGCA